UGGAUUUGCCAUAAGAGGGCGACAUUGCAACAGUCUGAAUCCGAAAAGCAUGGCGCUGCAAACAUGUAUCGCGUUUUUGUUAGCAGACAGCUAUGAUGUUGAAGAUUUCUUAUUUUUCAAGAAAAAUGCAACUCGCAAACGUCGGAAAGUAAGAAUGAAGUUGAAAACUGAACCAAGUGAUGAUCUGCAAAGAGAGGAUGAAAAAAGAGAUAUUUUCAAUGCCGUGCUGCAAAGCUUGACAAUAAGUGAUUUUAAGAGUCACUUCCAGCUGACGACAUCUCAAACUGAGGAGCUGGUACGGCUGUUGGCACCUUGUAAAUGGACUGCUAUUAGGCAAGAGGGAUGGACAGUGUGGCAUGCAGUGCUUGCUAGUCUGUGGGCUCUUUCUACCCAAGAGGCUUACCACAGUGUGGCAAACCGUUUCCACAUCACAGAGUCACUCAUUUGUGUUCAGCUGGAUGAGUUCUGUACUUUUGUUACCAGUAACUUGGCUAAUGAAAUUCACUGGCCGCAUGGGGAGGAAGCAGAAAUGUCUGUGGUGGGGUUCCUUUCUACUGUGGGGUUACCAGAUACCCUCUGUGUAGUAGGAACAUGUUUCAUUCCUGUUGAGAAGCCUACAGAUGUGCCAGAUCCAGAGGUAUAUAGAGACACAGAGGGGUCGUACUCUAUUAAACUCAUGGCUUUUUGCAACCACAAGGGUCGCUUUACCUACGUGUCUGCAGAGCACCCUAGAAAUUGGCAUAACUCAAGAGUCCUGUCCGCCACGGAGGUUGGCAAGGCAUUGCGAGAAAACCCUGUGGCUCUGCUACAUGGCAAACACAUUAUUGGCAAUUCCACCUUUCCACUUUCAGAGCACUUCCUGACUCCAUUCCCUGACUAUGCAACACUAGGACAGAAAAAAGUAUGUUAUAACCAGAAAGUGCAGUCAUCUCUUGCAGUGGCACAAGGCUCCAUCCAUACUCUGCGAUCUUGUUUUCAGAGGCUCAGAUGUCUGCAGAAGCAUUCCGUUUGCCAAACCAGUUUAGCUGUGAAGACCUGCUGUAUUUUAUACAACAUGUUCCUAGAGACGUAUAAUGUUCUAGUGGACUGCAUUGGGGACGAUGUAACCCAAAAGCCUUUCCAUGAACUACGCUAUGGACACUCUGGAAGUCUUGGUGGAAUAUCUAAAAGACAAGACAUUGCAGCCUCACUUGGGCGAACCACUAAAAAAAGAAAAUAUAUGUACAGUUAGUGUUGAAAAGUAAUGUUGCGUAUGAUAAUGAAUACAUGUUGACAAAAUGUUCUAGUUUAAUUUAUAAGGUGACUGUUUUGUUAAUCACUGUAGUAUGUAAAUGUUAUGUACACUUAUUUUGUCAUAAUGCAAUGCAAAAGUGUUUGUAUAAUAAAACAAUAUCCUCCAUAAGGA
Messenger RNA from Cyprinus carpio (common carp), 1405 nucleotides. RefSeq lists its product as uncharacterized. Lineage: Eukaryota; Metazoa; Chordata; Actinopteri; Cypriniformes; Cyprinidae. The record is from RefSeq and is a predicted model, not a curated record.